AUGGAGUCCCUUGAAGAACUAUCAGAGGAAGAGACUCCCAGAGAACCCACAAGUUCCUCAUCCCCAUCCUGGAAGCUCACAGGCAAGGAGAUUCUGGCCACCAAGACCCAAAAUUACUUUGCUCAGACUAAAAGAAUUAAGAACAUCUUGAUUCAGGUUGCCUUCUCCAUUGGGCUAAGCAGCAUAUGGCGUUUCCCCUACCUGUGUCAACGGAACGGAGGAGGCAGCUUUAUCCUGAUGUACUUCUUCAUGCUCCUCUUGUUCGGGAUUCCCCUCUUAUACAUGGAGAUGAUCAUGGGGCAUUGGCUGCGUGUGGACAACAUCCGGGUCUGGAAGCAGCUCAUCCCCUGGCUGGGCGGCAUAGGAUACGCUAGCAUAUUGGUGUGCAUCUUGAUGAGCUUGUAUAAAAGCAUCAUCAUCACCUGGAGCCUUUCCUACCUGGGCAACUCCUUUGCUAACUUCCUGCCCUGGAACCAGUGCCCACUGGUGAAGACCAUCAAUGUCACUGACCUCUCUUGCCUUCAGACUGUGUCCCACCAGUAUUUCUGGUAUCACACCACCCUGAGUGCCUCAGGCCACAUUGAAGAAGGGGUCGAGGCCCUUGUCCUGCGCCUCAUCCUGGGCAUCUUCGCAGCCUGGUGCCUCCUCUUCUUAACCAUGAUCACAGGGCUAAAGACUUCAAUGCCGGGUGGAGAAGACAACUAUAUCCAGAUGGCCUCCUUGGUGGCCCUCAUCAACCUGGGGACCUCAUUGCUGGUCACAUCCAUCAUCUUUAUAGUGCUGGGGUUCUGGGCCACUACCAGUGGUCCCACCUGUGUUGAGAAGAGCGUCUCAAAGCUGAUGAACCUGAUAAAAAAGGGCGUGCUGCCUCAGGAUGCCAAGCCCCCAGAGGACAUCCUACUCUUGCCCUCCCUGGACUAUCUAGAGUGGAUCAGCAAUCUCCCUCAACACCUCCAGUACCAGGUCAUCCACUCCACCCCAUCCUGCAGCAUCAAGACACAGAAGGAGAAGUUCAUGGAGGGUCCCGGCCUGGCAUUCGCAGCCUUCUCCCAAGCCGUCUCGUUGUUCCCUGGUUCCUCUUUCUGGGCCAUCCUCUUCUUCUCGACCCUGGUCAUCAUGGGGCUGAACACCUCGAUAAGGAUCUUGGAAGGCAUUGUCUAUCCCCUCCAGAACUCCAUCUCCAUCUUCAGGAGGCAUCCCAAGCUGCUGUCAGUGAUCGUCUGCUUGGGAGGUUUUCUGGGCAGCCUCAUCUUCACCAGUCAUUCUGGCAGCUACAUAAUGUCCUUGUUUGAUGACUGCCUGGUCCCGCUGAUCCUUAUCAUCAUUGUGGCCUUCCAGAAUGUGGCCCUGGCCUGGAUCUACGGAGCUAGGAGGGUCAGAGAAGAAAUAUUCGGUGAUCUGGGCCGCCCGUUGUGGUCCUUCUUCACUGUCCUGUGGUGCUACGUGACCCUGCCUGGGCUGCUGGCCCUGACCACCAUCUGCCUCAUGCAGCUCUACCAGACGGAACCCCCCCACUACAUUGCCUGGAACAGCAGUAUGAGCCAGGAGGUGAAACAGCCCUACCUGCGGAGCACCCUGGGCUGGGUCACCCUCCUCAGCAUCCUCACCUUCCUGCCGAUCCCAGUCUACUCACUUCAACACUGGUGGUACCUCCAGGACCACAUUGCUUCUGAUCCCUUUGAAAAGCUACAGUCCAAAAAUAUGCCCUUGGUGCCCCCCAAGCCGUUACAGUUGCCUAAGCGCCACGUGAAGUCCCAGGAGGGAAACGGUGAAAGCUCCUCCAAGAAGCUCAGCCUGCCCUUGAUUAGGGGGCUGAACCAGAACCCAUGGUGGUUCAGCCUGCCCUUGAGUAGGAACAGCCAGAGCUCUUCCUGGUUCAGGCUGCCUGUCAUUACCUCCCUGACAUCCACAUGGUCCAUAAGGAGUCUCAGCCUACCAGCUUCAAGGCAGGUGAGCCCGGCCUCAACAGCCAUAGACAACAGUGACCAGCACACCGGGACCGAAGAAGAAAAGCGGCACGAGAACUCUGUUCAGUAA
This is a messenger RNA of Neomonachus schauinslandi (Hawaiian monk seal), 2037 nucleotides long. RefSeq names its product orphan sodium- and chloride-dependent neurotransmitter transporter NTT5-like. Gene Ontology annotation, biological process: sodium ion transmembrane transport. The transcript is spliced from 10 exons. The coding region runs from base 1 to 2037 and encodes 678 amino acids. The record is from RefSeq and is a predicted model, not a curated record. Gene Ontology annotation, cellular component: membrane. Lineage: Eukaryota; Metazoa; Chordata; Mammalia; Carnivora; Phocidae.